Messenger RNA from Megalops cyprinoides (Indo-Pacific tarpon), 6707 nucleotides. RefSeq names its product zinc finger FYVE domain-containing protein 1-like. The coding region runs from base 1064 to 3406 and encodes 780 amino acids. The transcript has 11 exons. Lineage: Eukaryota; Metazoa; Chordata; Actinopteri; Elopiformes; Megalopidae. Gene Ontology annotation, molecular function: zinc ion binding. The record is from RefSeq and is a predicted model, not a curated record.
UGACCUGGCAACAACAUUCAGAGAGCUGUAACAGGGAGGGGAACCUUCAACAAAAACAAUGCCUUUAAUAUUUAAGAUAGCACUUUAAUAAGCUGUAGUUUUUUAACACUUGAAACGGGUGAUGCAGUUUAUCAGUAGGAAAAAACCGUGGUAGUAUAUUGUGGACGGACCGGUAGCUAGAUAGCUAGCUAGCUAGGAUUACUGAGUCACUAUCUUGUUUUACCAAGCGACUGUGUUUUUGUUGUUGGGUAAACAUCUCAUUUCUGGUGUCUUUUUUAAAUAUUGCUUGCAAUACAACGGUUUUCUCUUUCUUGAACGUUAGCUGGGUGAUAGCAAAUAAUAGGCACGAUUCAAUUGUUUGGCUUCAUGUACAGAACACUGGUUUCAGAUCUUUGAAUAUGUCAUCUGUGUGUUUUGUCGUCGCAGUGAGCACGCUAAAUUUUUCAGGGAAAUGUUGAUGUUUAUUUCAAUACGAUUAUAUUUUUAUGUAUAGUUUAUAUAUAUAUGUAGAACAGUUGGCUGCCUUAAAACGCUAGCUAGUGAUAUAACCAACUCGUUUAAAAAGGCAAGGUUACUUGGGUCUUUGUUUUGAAGCCUCGGACGCUGUAGCUGUAGCUAUAAUUUUCUUGUAUAUUUAGUAACAAACAACUAAGCAUUAACACAGAUACCAUCUGUUCACCUCAAGAUAUUGCAUUUUGUGAUUGAAGAAACACGUAUUUUACACUGUGCCAUAAUUUUAAAAAUUGUAUAUGUCUUCGUUUUGUAUUAUGUUACAAAAACUAUAUGGUGUAAGUAGUUGCAGUAAACAGUUGUAGGAGUCCUCCACAGUUAGAAACGCACAACACCAUGCUACCUUACUGACAAGUCUCAGAAUUUAGAAUAAAGGGAUCAUGCAUUCAACUCUGUAAGGCACCCAAAAAUAACACCAAAAGCAUUUCCUAUCAAACCGUCGCGGAUAGUUAUAUUGUACAAAGCGUAAAUUUAUCGUAAAUUUUUACUACGUGUGGCGUUACAGCAAAAAUAUCGUAGUAUUACUUUAGACAUAUUAAUUUAGUGAUAAACAAUGAGUGGCCAAGGUCCGUCCUCGGAAAAGGGAGUAAACACCAAUUUAGUUUGUCAAGAGAGUUAUGCCUGCGGGGGCUCUGAGGAGGCAGUCUUUGAAUGUGACGAGUGCGGAAGCCUGCAGUGCGUUCGCUGCGAGUUGGAGCUCCACCGCCAGGAGCGUCUGACGAACCACGAGCGCAUUCGGAUUGGACCGGGACAUGUGCCCUUCUGUGACUCCUGCAAGGGAGGCAACGGCAGCCCGGUGAGCGGCAGCCGCAACAGGGCGGUGGUCCGCUGCCAGGGCUGCAAAAUCAACCUGUGCUUGGACUGUCAGAAACGCUCCCAUAGUGGGAUGAACAAAAGAAAGCACCCCCUCACCUCCUACCCUCCACCCAAACCUGCAGAGGCAGACUCCUACGCUGGUGUGGAUGAAGUUGAGGCUCUGAAGGCCAGGCUUUUGGAGAAGGUCACUAGCUUCCUCCUUGUGGAUGAGAAAGAAGAGAUGCAGGUGAAGGAUGAAGAUGAGUUUGUCAAGAAACUCCAGUGCAACCCAGAGCAGCUCCUUAAGGUGGUGUCCAUAUUCGGCAACACGGGGGAGGGUAAGUCCCAUACUCUCAACCACACAUUCUUCCUGGGCAGGGAGGUGUUCAAAACCUCGCCCACCCAGGACUCCUGCACGGUGGGGGUUUGGGCAGCCCUAGACCCCGUCCACAUGGUGGUGGUUAUCGACACGGAGGGGCUGCUGGGGGCAAGCUCCAACCAGGGCCAGCGUACUCGCCUGCUGCUCAAGGUGCUGGCCAUAUCCGACCUGGUGAUCUACCGCACCCACGCCGACCGCCUCCACGACGACCUCUUCAAGUUCCUCGGCGACGCUUCGGAUGCCUACCUAAAGCACUUCACCAAAGAGCUGAAGGCCACCACCGCCCGCUGCGGGCUGGAUGUCCCUCUGUCCACCCUGGGACCUGCUGUCAUCAUCUUCCACGAGACUGUUCAUACCAAACUGCUGGGCUCAGACAAGCCCUCCGAGUCGGCGGAGCGGUUGCUGCAGGAGCGCUUCCGCAAGCUGGGCCGCUUCCCCGAGGCCUUCAGUUCCAUCCAGUACCGCGGCACACGCACCUACAACCCGCCCACAGACUUCAGCGGCCUGCUGCGCAGCCUGGAGCAGCAGCUGGACAACAACACCACCCGCUCCCCCCGCUCCCCACGCGUCAUCUUCAAAGCCCUGCAGGCCCUGAGUGAUCGUUUCAGCGGGGACAUCCCGGACGAGCAACUCGCACACAGCUCCUUCUUCCCCGACGAGUACUUCACCUGCUCUAGCCUGUGCCUCAGCUGUGGCUCCGGGUGCCGGAACAGCAUGAACCACCUGCGGGAGGGCGUGAACCAUGAAGCCAAACACCGCUGCCGCUACUCAGCUCACUAUGACAACCGCGUCUACACUUGCAAGGCGUGCUACGAGGCGGGGAAGGAGGUGAUCGUGGUGCCCAAGACGUCUGCCUCGUCCGACUCGCCCUGGUUAGGCCUGGCCCGAUACGCCUGGUCAGGGUAUGUGAUCGAAUGUCCGAACUGCAGUGUGAUCUACCGGAGUCGGCAGUACUGGUACGGGAACCAGGACCCCGUGGACACAGUGGUCCGCACUGAGAUCCAGCACAUUUGGCCAGGGUCGGACGGCUUCCUGAAGGACAACAGCAACGCGGCGCAGCGCCUGCUGGACGGGGUCAGCUUCAUGGCGCAAUCUGUGUCUGAGCUCAGCGUAAAGCCCGCGAAGGCCGUCACCGCCUGGCUCACGGACCAGAUUGCGCCGGCCUACUGGAAACCCAACUCUCUCAUCCUGACGUGUCACAGGUGCAGAGAGGUCUUCCAGGACAACGACACGAAGCACCACUGCCGCGCCUGCGGGGAGGGCUUCUGCGACAGCUGCUCCUCCAAGACCCGGCCCGUCCCCGAGCGAGGCUGGGGCCUGGCGCCCGUCAGGGUGUGCGACGCCUGCUACGAGCAGAGGGGCCUCCGCCCAGAGCUGCUGGAUGUGGAUUUGGAUGAUGAGGAGGGCGGGACCCUGAUAGCCAGGAAGGUUGGAGAGGCUGUGCAGAACACACUAGGGGCUGUUGCCACAGCCAUAGACAUCCCUCUGGGCCUGGUGAAGGACGCUGCCCGCCCCGCCUACUGGGUGCCCGACCAGGACAUCCUGUCCUGCCACCACUGCCAGCGCGAGUUCACUGCCAAGCUGUCUAAACACCACUGCCGUGCCUGUGGUCAGGGCGUGUGCGACGAGUGCUCCCCCGAGCGCCGCCCCGUUCCGUCCCGAGGCUGGGACCACCCCGUGCGCGUCUGCGCUGACUGUAACCAGAAACCAGGAGACCUCUAGCAGGGCCGGCCCUUCAGUUCUCCCCACGGAACACUGGAGUGAACCCCCCUCCCCGCUCCCCACUCCCUGUAGCCCAGAGUGUAGCGGAGAUGUCCCUCUAUACACAUAGAAUUUCACUCUUCACCGUUUUUAGGUUAUGGGCUUCACAGAGUGACAGGAAUCCCCUCCCCUUCACAGAGUGACAGGAAUCCCCUCCCCCCACCCUAUCCCUUUGUCUGUCUGUCUGUCCAUCCCAAUACAGAGAACAGGAAAGCAGCACAACUGAGUGAGUGGUUAGGAGAUCUUCACCUUCUCCCCAAAUCAUUAACCUUUCUCAUCUGUAAGCUGUCGUUAUUGCUGUUUUUUUAAUGACGUACGUUUAUAGGAAUUUUUAUCGUGGAGCCUGACCUUCCGUUAUCCAGUUAACACUACACUGUCGGUCAGUGAACACUGUGCAGGGAUUUUGCCAUUUGAGUAAUUUUUACUACAGAGCAUGGAGACUCUGUUUUUAUGUUCUGUACUGAUGUCAUUCUGUAGACCCAGGGAGGGUGUGAGCAGGAUCGGUGUAUUCGAGUCAGUCCUAAACACUGCUUCUAAUGGACGCCACAAAAUGUAAGGCAGCGGUAGAACUCAAAGCGAUUCAAAAAGAUUCAACACACAUAGAUGUAGAAUUACUAGAUUGGUCAGCGGUUGUCUUUGGCUCCUAUAAAAUGAUUUUCUCCAGUGUCUUUAGAUGAAGUAUUGAGGGCAUAUGUAUUUGAUGUUCUUGAGUCACGUUGCACACAGCUGUGACUGGAGACACAGUAAGCACACCUACGGUCUUUGGAAAAAAUCCUUGAGAAUAUGUUUCUCCUGGAAUGGCAUGGAAAAGCCACGAAAAGUGGUCAAAUUGCCCACUGUCCAUGAAAUGUCUUGGCAAAUUGCCCACAUCUGAAAUAUGUUCAACUUUCUUGCUAACUCAUUAGCAUGAUGUAUUGCACAUGUAUUAUGAACAUGUCUAGUAAUAUCAGUGUGAUGUUUAUGCUGUCAUAUUGGCUUGUUUGCUGGCAUGUACAGUAGGGCUACUGUCAAAAUUCAUUGGUGACUGGUAUUCAUACGUGUGUGUUCACAUGGAGAAAAAAUGUUUUGAAAGUGAUAUGUCUCACAAAGUGUUUCCCCUGAUUAUAUUUUCAAAGCCCAGUUUCAUGGGACUUGUUGAAAUGAAAAAAAAUAUAUAUAUCAUUAAAUCGUGUAUUUAUCCGUGGUUAAAAACAUGGCUAAAAAAUAUAAAUAUGAUUUGAGUGGGACUGUAGCUUCUAUAUAUUAGUAUAUUAUAAGAGUAUAAGUAUUAGACAUAGGAAAAAAAUAGGGAUAGUUAUAUAUUAGGAAUUUGAAGAAAGAUAUUGAUUUAGUCUUAGUCAUUAUGACAGGGUGACCCUCUCCAUAUUUGCCUGCUCAUUUGAAUGAGUAAAACCUUUCUAGUAAUUCUGUUUCUAUGCUGAGCUGUAAAAACGUGACAUUUGAAUCAAAAUUUGCAAAAGGCGUGUAGCUCGUUGUAAUGAGAAGUAUGGAAAGAAAUUCCCUCUCCUGCCUGUUCUGAGGUGCUUUUAAUUAGAUAACCAGUCAAGGGACCCACGUUGCCUUUAAACUAUGGCUGGUGAGUGGUUGUGUUGAAAUCCCAUCUGUGAGUUAAGGAAGAUCUUUUCAUAGUCUGUUCCUGUUGAUGCUCCCUGCAUUUUAACUUUCAAAUUAUCAGCUGCUAUUUGCAAGCGUUAAGCUCAGGCAUGCAGCAAACGUGAAAAAUGUUGAAACUCCAGGGUAUUCAGCUAUUUCAGCGCAGGUAUGUUAAUGCUUAGGCAUUAUUCUCAUUCUUGAAGGUGGCUCAGUUAAGUUGAAGCACGGACAGGCUGAAUAUUAUUGAUAGGUCUAUAGUUAUCUCUCUAUGAACUGCAUAAGUACCAUUCGUUCUUGACUGGUUCUCCACAAGUCCCCAAAGUAUGCAUUGGCUUCUUGCCCACCUUAGUAAGUGCAGUUUUGUGUGAAUGUGCCAGUCAUGAAAGUUUCGUUCCAUUACCCAUGGUACUUUUUCUGGCCAUUUUCUCUACUGCUUUUCACCUCGCCUCAGGAAGUCCACUGUUAUUUUGGUUUAGUUUCCUGCGAUUUGUGGCAAUUCCCUGAACAGCUUUGGAUUUCAAGGUACCAACCAGGGAAAUGGCUUCAAUGAUGCAUAAAAAUUUGACACUACACUCAUGAAAGAAAUGCAAAAGGAAAAUGUACUUGUAAAACAAAAUUAAACAAGUACAGGUCUUUGCGAACAGUGCAAUAUUAGUCAGAUUAAACCGUGGGCAUAUUAUUUUAGCAGGCGUGUUGUUUGAUUGUUUGAUGUUAACAUUGACUUGCAUGACUGAACAUUAACUUGCUACUUAUAGUACAAGUCUGUAAAGUGCUGGAGUUUCACAUGUUAAAAAUGGCGUGUUGAGACCCCUGUCCCUCAGCCAAAGUAACACCCCUUCAGGCAGUAAGGUAGGUUUUGGAGUUUACCUAAUUUUGGGAUAUCAGGUAAAUUCACUCCAGAGAUGUUGGGAAAACUUGCUCUGGGUGAAUGACGUUAUACUAUGAAUUAUGAGUCGCACCCUUCCUACACACUUCAUUCGCUGUGCGUUCUCCUGUCCUCCAAAACUGGAGGAGGAGAGGGAGGGCUUGUUCUUGUUGGAAGCUUUUACAUUCAUUCCAUUGUUGUGGUCGUUCUCAUUAUUAAGCUGUGAUCUACACUGAUCACGUAUGUAACUAAAGGAGGUGAGGUGAUCUACCAGGGCAGCCAAUGGUGCGUAGCUCUAUUGUCUACAUAGCUAUGUAUUUUCAUGGGGAUUACCUGAAGGUGGGGAAUUACAUUCAAACUGUAGGUUUUUUUUUUUUUUAAAAUAGUUGCCAGUGUUAACCACUGAGUGAAGUGGUCACCAUGACUGGGUUUGCAGCUACAGGGAGUGCGGUUGGUGGUAUUACUUGAUGUGUGCCAGGGUGGUAUAGCAUCUUAUGACUUUUUAUCUGAGUGGUUGACUCACCACUGGAGCGCAUGCAGUUUUAGGAAGUCAAAUGUCCUACCAGUUUCAUUAAUCUACCGUCCUUCUAGUUAGCUGUUCCACUGUUCACCAUGGCACCAAGGUCACUGCGCACACCCUCUUGAGUUUUGAGUUUUAUUUAGUCUCAAAAACUGUGCAAGCUCACUGGUGUCAGCUGGGUGAUGUGCCUGGACUCACGGGUACAAAUGAGAUACUGAAAACAGACUUAACUAACAUGUGGACUGACAUUGCCCACAGACUGAGGAAUGAGAAGGGACGAUCCA